Messenger RNA from Contarinia nasturtii (swede midge), 6336 nucleotides. It is a transcript of the gene wech, whose product is annotated as protein wech. The coding region runs from base 1009 to 3447 and encodes 812 amino acids. Gene Ontology annotation, molecular function: protein binding; zinc ion binding; ubiquitin protein ligase activity. Lineage: Eukaryota; Metazoa; Arthropoda; Insecta; Diptera; Cecidomyiidae. Gene Ontology annotation, biological process: proteasome-mediated ubiquitin-dependent protein catabolic process; protein polyubiquitination. The record is from RefSeq and is a predicted model, not a curated record. The transcript has 8 exons.
CAUAAUUUAAGUCAAUUUAUAUAUGUAUAUUUCAGUUUAGUUUUUUUUUUCGUUUAAAUUUUAUUUUUAUUUUUUCAAAUCGACAAGUUUUUGAAAACAAAAAACGUUACGAAAUAGACAAUUUUCACUAAAAUUUACUGAAAUUACAUAGAAAACGAAUGUUGUAACAAAACUAUUAAAACGAACGUGGACAUUCAAAAAAAAACACCGACUGAAAAAAAUGUGCUUCUGCGACCAGAGUCAGCAGUUCUAAUAUUGCGUCUUCAUGCAAAAUGCAAAUUCCCGUUAAACGGCUAUGAGUGAGAAAAAGAAGUAAUAGACAGUAACGGCGCAUAUUUAAACGACUAAAACGAUUCGCUUUUUAUCAUCUAUUUGUUAUACGAUCUUCAAUCAGUUUUCAAUUUGGACAAUACACGGACGCGCACACACACACACAGAGGGAAAGAAAUUGGUAAGACCAGCGGAAUGAUGAGAAACUGAAAAUACCGAAAAUAUGGGUCUAUUUCGUCGAUUGAGAAGAGUUAGGCCCAAAAUCUACAAAACUUGUGAAGUUCUAAAAAAAUGUAUUGUCCGUCUCAAAUUAGGGUCAGGCGUCAAUCACAUUCAAAAUAAUCAAGUUCAAGAAACUAUUAAUCAAUUGCAAGACCAAGUUGAACUAUUGAACACCGAAAAUCAACAAUUGAGAACCGAAAAUCAACAAUUGAGAACCGAAAAUCAACAAUUGAAUGAAAAACAACGUUUUUCGAGUUCAGAAAUAUCUCGUUUGAACCAAAACUUAAAUUGGGCAAACAAACUUAUAGCAAAACAAGAAGAAGCUCAGCAAAAACAAGAAGAAGCUCAGCAAAAACAAGAAGAAGCUCAGCAAAAAUACGAAAAAGCUCAGCAAAAAUACGAAGAGACGGUAAAUUCUCUUAAAAAACGAAUCGGGGAACUAGAAGCAAAAAUUGCUCCACCAAGUUCUCCAGCAGACAGCUCAGAUUAAAAAAAGUAUUUGCUGUUCCGUACAAAAUGAGUAGUCUAUUUAAUCCAGGGUUUACUGCACCCACACCGAAUAUAUUCGGUCCAAUUGGUUCACAUUUAUCAUCAAGAAUCUCGGUUUCAUCAUCACCAGGCAGUAAUUAUAGCAUUGAUCAUGUUAAUGCAGAACAACAACAGGUACCACUGACACAAAAUCAUUGCUUCGGUGCAAUUGGUGCACAAUUGAGUGCAAAUUUAUCAUCAUUUAACGAUUUUGCCGCAAGUUUAAAAUUCAACACCAGCAGUUCCUUUUUGUUCAAUCCAAAUGUAUGCGGUAGUUGUGAACGUUUUACACCAGAAAAUCAUUGUUUUGAUUGCAGCGACAGUUUAUGCAAUCAAUGUCUUGCUUUGCACAUGCGUCAUUUCGCAAACAAAAAUCAUACAAUUCAAAGGAUCAUUGGACCACAAAAUUCAUUCAAUCGUAUGCCACGAUUGCCAUCACCAUGUCAUCUUGACGCUGAAAAUCGUUGCAAUAUUCACUAUGAAGAAUUGCGUUAUGUUUGUGAAUCAUGUAAGAAUCUAAUUUGUCAAGAAUGCUCAUUACGUGAUCAUAAGGAGCACCGUUGUACUGACAUUCCCCAGUAUGUCGAUCAACCAAUGAAAACGAUUCAAGAACUUAUGGAAAUUGCCAGCGCUGGCAAGCAUCAAAUAAAAAAAUGUAUCGAUCGUGUUAUGAAAUUUUCGCACUAUCUGGAUCGCGAUGUUCAUGAUAUUUUACAGCGUAGUCGCAAGAAUAGUAUUCGCGCAACAAACGGAUCAAUCAACAAUGCAAUUUUACGUUGCGAAGAAAAAGAUCAUGCAUUUGCUGAAACUAUUGAGAAAUUCCGUCAAAGCAAAGGUGCCAUUUAUCUUGAUCAAUCAAGUAGUCUUCGUGCUGCGUUGGCCGGUAUUGCAGCCGUAACCGAUGAUUUGAAACGUAUCCGUAAAGUGAUGAACGAAUUUACAACAUUUGAUUUAGCUAAAGCAUUAAUCGAUGCUGAUAAUAAAAUCGAUCAUUUUAUGAAACAAACAAGCAAAUUGAAUCCUUCACCAGUAAAUGUACAACAAUAUUUAAUUUCACUUGAACGAAGCAAAGAUCAACCACAACAGCAACUCGUUCCCGAUUUAGAACAUUUGCUACAAAACAAUGGUACCAUGUUACAUCCAGAUAUUGCCGCACUCGUUGCAGGCACCAGUCAUAUGAGUCUUAUGCCAAAUAAUACACCGAAACCAGGACGGCGUCCAAUAGUUCGUUCCAAUCGAUCAAUAUAUCAAAAUAAUGGUCCGCAAAUAUUGCUGCCAACAUCAUUUGGCGCCGGUUUAUCAACAUCGACAAUUUCACCGUGGUCAAAUGGUUUAUCAUUGGGAUUGCCAAUGGUUAGUAAUGAGCACAUGAAUCGUUUGCCAAAUGAAGCAACGUUCCAGCAAGGUUAUGUCACUUUCAAUGCACCACAACCACAAUUCGCUAUAAAUAUGUUCAAUAUCAACGAUGAACCACCAGCUUUUGGUCAUUGCAUUUUUAAUUAUGAUGGUUCAGUUACGGCCGUUCGUCGCAAUGAGCCUAGUUUAUCAUUUGCAUAUGAUGGACCGCUCGAAGGACAAUUGAGCCGACCAUGGGGGGUUUGCGUCGAUAAAGAUGGUAGCAUCAUAAUUGGUGAUCGUCGUAAUAAUCGUAUCCAGGUAUUUUAUCCAGAUGGUACAUUCAAAUUUACGUUUGGAACAAAAGGCACUGGCGAUGGUGAAUUAGAAUUACCAGCUGGUGUGACAACAGAUCGAUUAAAUCGCAUUAUUGUUGCCGAUAAAGAUAAUCAUCGCGUUCAAGUGUUUUCACCAAGUGGUCGUUUCAUUUUGAAAUUUGGCACCUACGGACGUGACCUUGGUGAAUUCCAAUAUCCAUGGGAUGUGGCUACCAAUUCGAAUGGUCACAUUUUGGUCACCGACACACGAAAUCAUCGCAUUCAAAUGUUCACAUCGAUGGGACAUUUCAUUACAAAAUAUUCAUUUGAAGCAUAUUAUGAUCGCCAUUUAAAGAGCCACAUUACACCGAGAGGCAUUUGCUUUACACCAGAAGGAGAUAUUUUGGUCACAGAUUUUGAAAAUCAUCGAAUCAUGAAAAUGGAUGGAAAUUUAACGACGGUGAAGCUAGUGCGCGGACACGAAGGUGAACAUGAGGUGAACGAGUUUAACCGGCCAUCGGGCUUAUGCUGUGAUGAUAAGGGUCAAGUCGUUAUUGCGGAUUCGAAAAAUCAACGUGUGUUGGUAUAUAAUUCCGAUUUUGAGUUCAAAUGGAUGUUGGAUUUGCGUCGUUCAUUAUCCGAGUUAAAUAAUGAAAAGGAUCGUCCGAGCGAUGUAGCUAUUUUACCGGAUGGUCGUAUUGUUGUGCUGUUCGAAACGUCUCCAGACACAAAAGAUUUUCCGCAUCCACUAAAAACUUUUGUUCAAAUUUACUAAACGCAGACACACACUAAAUGAGGAUAAUUGGUGAUAUCUUUUUCUAUUUUCCACUGAAUUGACAAAUAGGUAAAAGAUAAAGAAUAUCAAACUUUGAAAUUUAUUAUUAUUAUUAUUCUUUUUUUGCAUUUCGACGAUGAAAGAUAAAACUAAAAACGAAAAAAGCCAUGCAUCCUUAAUGCAUAUAUUUGAAUCAGUAAGGUAUUGAGAAGUCAAUCUUAUGUACCUGUAUAAUAGGAAUGAACAUGUAGUAUAUGAAUGAGCUCGUAUUGUAUCACUCUAGUGAAUUUGAUUGCAACUGUAUUUUGAAAAGGAAACAAAAAGUAUUCUGUUUUUUAAAGUAAAUUGUUUGGAGGAAAAAGACUGAAGCAAUAUAUAACUAGGUGCAUACAUAGAUUCAAUUAUUGACAUUAUAUAGGAAAUGAUACAAAUUUAAGAUUAAACAAAUGAAAAUUGUAUGUUUUGUUUGAUAGAUUACAUUUUUUUCGUGUUCUAUUAAUUUUUCGUGUAAGAUCAUUGAUAUUUUCUUUGUGCAGCAAAUUGCCAUACUGAUGUUUUUAUGUGAAAUAUCUUUUCUCAUUUUAUAUGUAAAUUCACAAAGAAAAAUUACAUAAAUAAGUGUGUAAAUUGAUAUAUAUCUUUAUAUACAAUUAUAAAUCAAAAAUCAACAAAAUAAUAUAAAGAAAGAAAAAUGCAAAAAUUGUGAAAUAAUGACGAUGACAAUGUGUGUAAUAAUAACAUACGAAAUAAAAUGUAAUUGAUGUGUUAGUAAAGAACCGUAUUAUAUUGUGAAAUACUAAAUUAAGUGGAAUUAUGAAAGACUGCAUAUUUUAAACGUUAGAAAUAAUUGCAAUGAUCAAGAGAUAUUUUAAGAGACUGAACAGUUUUUACACUGAAAUGGACAUACAAACCACCGAUUAUCAAAUUAAUUAUUAAGAGAACUUCGUGCACGUUCUGAUGAUAUGUAACGAUCAUGUUGCAUCAAUGAGAUUAAAGAUUUGAUCAUGCAAAUCUUAAAAUUCAGACAAACACAUGUUAUGAUUAGAAUCUAUUUUUAUCUCAUUUUGUUCAAUAUUUUAGAUAGAAUGUAGUGGCGAUAGAAUAACAAAAAAAAUCCCUUUACCUUAGACAUUAUUGUUCUUUUUUUUUGUCGAUUUAGAAAUUCUUAAAGUUCCUUCCGAAAAAGCAAAAUUAUAUACAUUUUUAGAGAGAGAAAAUGACUGAGAAUUUUAAAAUAUUUGCUACAGGAGGCCUUUGAGUAUUUUACAAAUUAGCGUUUUAUAUGAAUAGGACCAUUUUAAUAUUAUCAAAUUGAAUUUUUAUUCAAUAUAUUUUAUUUACAUAGAUUAAACGAGAAAAAUAAUGCCACCAUAUCGGUCGGUUUGACUUAGAAAAAUUGCCUAAGAGAUAUAAAUACGGGUAGCAUUUAAAUGCAAUGCACAGUAUGAUAUUUUUAGUAAUAAAAUUUAGUAUUUUAUACCUGAUGAUUAGAAUUAAUUGUUCUACAUAUAUUUAGUUCGAGUUUCAUCGAAUUCGGAUUGAUGAUCGACAUAUACAACGAAUUUCAAGCAGUAUGAUAGUUCAAAAAAAUGCCAUCUUACCAGGUUGCUUAAACCAAUUUUAUGAUUAGAAAUGAAUAAUAUCUAUAUUUUAUACAAAUGCUUUUUUCGUGGCUUUUUUUGCAUUUGUAGAUGCGUCAUCGAUGAGUGAUGCAUCAAGAUGAAACCAAACUAUUAAAAAAGAAUGAUUUGACCUUUGUAGUGUGACAUUGAAGGAUAUACUGAAAGAGAACGAGAAAAUUUUAAAUUUUUGUGAUUUAUUUAAAUGUAGUUGGAAAGAAGGUUUUAAAUUUUUCUUUCGUUUAGUAGUCAGAAAAAAGUCGACAAUUCAAAGAUGGGACAUUUUUUUGGUUUAAUUGCACUGUGUUUUUUCCCGUAGAUAUGAUUUAUACAUAUUCAAAGUGCCAAUGGAUUGGAAAUUAUUGAAAUAAAAGUUACCUAAAGAGUGUGAAAAUAAAUGGAAUGUUAUGAACAGAAUUAAAGGUGGUAAAAAAGGGAAAAUAGAGAAAAAAAAUCUUGAUGCAAGGUUCAGCCAAAUAAUUUUUAGUGUGCUACAAUGAAAAAUGGAUGAGGCAAAGCCAUCGAGAAUAUAAAUGAAAAAUGGCAAAGAUUUAAAUCACAACAUGAAAUAGUAUAAAAAUUCGAUUCAAGCAUUUGUUUUGUGAACCAUGGAAAACUCUCCGCAUUGGCUGUAUUUUUUUUUUUGUUUUUGAAUUAACUAGUAAAGGUUUUUUUCAUUUAAUUUAAAAAAGAAAAAAGGGAAGAAAUGAUACAAUUUUUGAUUUUUUUGAAAAAUUAAUCACAGACAGGCUGAUAUGCAAGGACUUAAAGUACUUAUAAAAACAAAAUUCGAUAAUGAAAAUUCAUAAAUAUUUUUGAGUGAUCAUUUAAAAAACAAAAACAAAAAAAUCGAGUCUGGAUAAUAUUUUUUUUAAAAUAUUGUCCAUUUUAGUAUGUGUGAAUAGAGAGACGAAAGAAAAUGAUAAGAAUGAUAAAAUUUGAUUGACAUAGUGUAAAACUUAAAGAGUUUGAAUGAUUCGCAUUGCAAAAUUUUGAUGUCUCUUUCCGAAGUUUUGCUAAGAGAAUUUUAUUUUCAUUAAAAAAACAACAACUACAAAAUAAUACACGAUAAGAAAGUAAAUCUUUAAGUAAAUAAGUGAAUCCAAUUACACGUAUGAUUUUGGAAAAGCGCAAAUUAAUCUCAGGUUUUGUUUUGUUAAUGCAUCAUUCUCAUUGCCAAAAUCAUAUGUGAGCUGGUGUAUUGAAAAGAAAUCUCAAAGCUAUAGGAUAUAAGUUGUACAAUUUGAUCGAUUUAAAAAGGUUAUGGGUG